Adineta ricciae is the source of this 4314-nucleotide messenger RNA. The record is from the annotation of a GenBank genome assembly. NCBI's taxonomy places the organism in Eukaryota, Metazoa, Rotifera, Eurotatoria, Adinetida, Adinetidae.
AUGAAUGAGGCUGCACCAUCGCAUAAGACUUUGUAUCGAUGGGAGAAACGUCAAUCAGCGCUCGAUAAACCGUCGAAACCAACAAAAAAUGAUGAUAUUACCACUUGGUUACGGCAAGUAGAACGUGCAUCAUCCACUGCUGUGGAAAGUGUUUUCCCCCGUUCAUCUGGCCGACAAACAGGAAAGGUACUUGUCAAUCAAGCAACUGUCUACGCUAAAGCAACUGAUAAUACCUAUACAGAAGCACGAGAAAUUCUUGAUGAAUGGCUUAAUGAAAAGCUUCGUCUAGAAGCCGGUCUCGAUGAUAGCGAAGAUGAACAUAUAGCUGAAACGAACGUUCGAUCUGUCAAACAAGCGUGUAAUCUCAGUUUCGAUGACGACGAUCAACAACUCGAAUUCCUGCGUGAACCAAAAGAUCUGCUGACAUACAAAGAUCCAAGUCUUUAUUAUGAAACUCAUGAUGAAAGUGAACUAGUCAAAGAUAUUCUUCACGAUUUACGAAGCAAAGAAGUACUAACUCGCCAGCAAUUGAAUGCAAUUGAACAAACAAAACCAACGACAGUUGAUAUUCAAACAAAAAUUGAAGAACGACAUCGACAGGUAAAGGAAAAUCAUGAGAAAAUGCAGCGAGAACGCGAAGCAAAACGAAAACAAGCACAAGCGAAGAAAGAAGCUGAAGCACAAGCUCGUCUCGUUGUUCUGAAAGAAGAACGUGAACGAGCUUUGAAAGCAAAGCAAGAGGAAGAAAUGAUCGAACGACAUGUUGUAGAAAUUCGACGAGAAAUGAACGAAAAACGUUUACAAGAAGACGACCAACGAAAACAUCAACGAGAGUAUGAACAAGCGAGAUAUGAACGAACAAAAGCAGAACAAGAACGAACUCGUAAAGAAGAAGAGUUACACAAACUAAAAGAGAUCGCUCUCAAAGAACAAAAUGAACUAAGGGAAAAACGACUACAAACACUUGUUGAUGAUUUCAUUCGAAUGAAAUCUCUAACAAUUCUACAAAAACAUUUUUCGGCAUGGUUGCACGUGGUCUCGGAGCGACGCUUACAAAUGGGUCGGGCAGCAGCGCUAGCUGAUUGGAAAUUGUUGUUCCAAUCGUUUAAUUAUUGGCGAAGCACAGUACGAACGAAAAAACUCGAAGAAGAAACUGAAGUGCAUAUGACUGAAAUGAAAGUCUUUUCAAUGAAAAUGCAACAAGCAAGUUUACAUUAUGAACGAACACUAUUACGAAAAUCAAUGAUUACCUGGCAAAUCUUUAUUCGUAAUGAGCGUAUAGCUAAAAAUUUAAAACAUGAACAAGAGGCAACCAAACGAAAGAUCGAUUCGUUUCUGGAUGCUGCCUCAACUGGAAAACUUUGGGGAAAUGAACAACAACAGCAAGAACAUCCGCCAUUUCCAUCACAACCUGCAACGACGAAUUCAACCACACGUCAACAAUUAAAAACACGACGAGUGUCGAUAGCAUCACGUCCGUCGUCUAUAACGUCACGAUCACGCUCAGCAGUACCGGUCGGUGACAAAUCAUCGUUAACAACACGAGCACAUUCGGAUAUUAAACUGGAUGAUUUCUUUCAAAUCUCAUCACCGAGAAAUGAACACGAAGAAUCUGAGCAAAAGACAAAUCUGGAAUUGGUAUUGCCAACAGAUACACGUCGUAUGCAUCUUGAUUUCGAUCAAUUAUCAAGUAGUGACGAGGAUUUAAGUAAAAAGAAGCAACGUGAAAGACGUAUUCGCUCGGAAAUGGCGGAACACAAAUCAGCAACACGUGUAAUGAACACCUUUGAAAAUCGUUAUAAUGCGCAAAUGAAAAUGCUGAAAGAGCAGAAUCGUUUACUUAAAGACCAACAAAGAAUGAUAGAAGAACUUAAAUAUCAGCAAGAUCAACAGGUUCUGCACAAUCAGCUGUCAAAUCUCGAAGUACUCAAAGCACAACAAACCGAAAUGGAAGAAAAACAACGGAAACAGUUAGUUACCGACCGACGUCAUGCCACUGCUCUUAUUCAAGCACAUAAUCGUGGUGAAUUACAAAAACAAUUGAAUACAAGUCGAUUAGAUAAUCAAACGGUGGUUACUGAUCGGCCGUCGACUAGAGGCGAAAUGAUAUUGUGGAAUAUGGAAGAACGGGCACGCAAACGCUACGAAAUGAAAACUGAACGUGAAACGAAACGACGAGCGAUUGAAGAAGAAAAAUUAGCGAAAAUACAACAAAUGAUGGAGGAGAAAGUUCGUCAAGAAGAAGAAGAAAAACGCUUGAAAGCAGAAGAAGCACGCGAAAAGCGACGUUUAGAAAAAGAACGUGAAGUCGAACGAAAACAAUUCGAAGAGCGUUUACGCGUUUUAUCUGAAAAAGCCGAUGCACAUUGCCGGCUCUAUCGAAUGCGAUAUUUCGGUAUCAACCCUUUGAAAAAACUGAUAGCUAUUCGUCAUGAACACAUUCAAGCUGCUGAAGAACACCAUAAUCAUGUUCUUAUCCAACGUACGUUCAAUGUUUGGCAUGAAACCAUUCGACACGAUAUCGAUAUCAAAACAGCGCGAGCUGAAGACUUUUAUAAACAUUUACUCUAUCGCCGAUAUUUUACUUCAUGGCAGCGAUACAAGCAACAAACAGAAAUCGCCGAAGAACGUGCCGAAAGACACUACAUGAAUCGUUUAGUGAUCAACACGUUUAAAAUCUGGCAAGAUUAUACUCAAACAGAAAUUCUUCGUCUUUGGCGUUUAGACGAUCUAGCAAGAGAGCAUAAUGUGAAGAGACUGUUGAAAAAUGCUCUUAUCAUUUGGCGACAAUAUCCUGUUGAAGGAAAAAAAGAACGUGAACGGGAAAAACGGCUAGCAGACAUGCGUCUUAAAGUUAAAGAUUUGGUACCAGACUUUCGGGGAACAGAAUCUUCAUCUUCAUCAUUAACUACCGUUACCAGCAAUAUGAUCGAUCGACAUCGACUAGUUCCUCAUUUGAAAGAACAAAUCACCGACGUAGUUCGAGUAUUGACUCAUCAUGAGAAACGCUUUCAAAAGACUCGUAAAGAGAAAAUUACCGAUUUGAACCAAUUGAAACCAGGUGAUCACGUGAGUUUCUAUAAAACUGACUUCUACUACGCUCAUCAUGGUAUCGUUUGUGAAGCACGAACUAAUUAUCUUCGUGUAAUACAUUAUUUCAAUACAUUAGAACAUGCUCGUACUGCAUUAAUGAAAGGUUCGGUCUACAUAGCAGCAAUUAUUGAAAGCGAAUGGUCGGUAAACUUGAAGAGUACAAGUGAAGAUGUCUAUUUACAUCAUUACGAUAAUAUUUCGUGUUUCUCAAAUGAAGAAACGUUACAACGAGCGUUUUCUCAGCUUGGUAAACGUGGUUAUUCGUUGAUCGGAAAUAAUUGUGAACAUUGGGCACGAUGGUGUCGGACAGGUGAACAUUACUCGGAACAGAUUAUCAAAUUUCGCAGCUUGGUUAAAGAAAAAUCAGCGACAUUACUAAUUGUCGAUCCGACCGCUUUGAUUGUUAAAGAUAUUGCAAUGGUCGGUGUACGAACAUUUGGACAGUUUCUUAGUGCGAUUGGAUCUGGAAUGAUCUUGACCACGGUCGAAUCGAUUGCAGCAUUUAUUGAUAUAAGAAAAAAGAGAAAUGAACGAAAAAAAGGAAGUUUAAGCGAUGUGGCGUUGAAAAAAUAUGUCGUGCGACGAAUCACAUCAGCAUCGGGAACAAUAGCCGGAGGAACAGCUGGAACAGUAGUUGGCACAAUAUUGAUCCCAGUUCCUAUCCUUGGUGCCACAGUCGGUGGUGUUGUUGGAAGUGUCGGCGGCAAACUUCUCGGUGGUGUUUCUGGUAUUGCUCUAUCCAAAAUUCUCGAAGUCUACGAGAAAAUCAAAGCAUCGAACAUUAAGAAAAUGACAACAAUACCACAAUUAAUGAGUAAUAUAUCACCAGAAAGUCAAUUGAUACGUGGUCUCAUGACACUGGUACUUGAUCCAGUAGAAGAAAAGCAUAUCGAAAAAGUUGUUCAAGAAGCAAUGGAAGCGAAUCCAUCGUACACAUCAUUGUAUCCAUCGCUAGACGAAUUUUUUCAUGAAAAUGACAAUAAAACAAAGGACAAAUAUGAAAAAGUGCAAGAAUUAUCUACGGAACUGUUCACCGAUGAUCAGGGUUCAGUGGAAUAUUUUGUUUUAACUCCAUUACCGGAUGAGAACGCUCCUGAAGAAUUCGCAUCAUCAACAGAUUUACUUGUGCUACGAUGGCCGGGACACGGAAUGAAACCUUGGGAAUCCGAUGGAGAGAAAGUUUUAGAUAUUAAUGAAUUAAACAAAUCAAAGAGUAAUUGA